Pantherophis guttatus is the source of this 3370-nucleotide messenger RNA. RefSeq names its product SUMO specific peptidase 2 (gene SENP2). Gene Ontology annotation, biological process: proteolysis; protein desumoylation. Gene Ontology annotation, cellular component: nucleus. The record is from RefSeq and is a predicted model, not a curated record. Lineage: Eukaryota; Metazoa; Chordata; Lepidosauria; Squamata; Colubridae. Gene Ontology annotation, molecular function: deSUMOylase activity.
AAAAUUCGGCGUGAGUCGAGAGAGACUCAACGGAUGCGGGGUAGGAUGUGAACGCCCGCAUGGUAGCCCCAGCUAGGGUUAAAGUGGGCGUCACAUCACCUCCCUUCAGCCUUGACUUCCUGGGUCUUCCCUUUCUCUCGGCUAACGUUCGCUUUUCCUUCUUAUAUCCUUUUUUUUUUUUUUUCAAUUAUUCAUUUUUAUCCCUCCUUUGUUAAUUGUAUUGAAUAAUUCAAGGUGGGGAAAAUACCUAAAUGUUCCUUUCCCCCUUCCAAAGUCACCCAUCUGGCUUUGAUGCCUGAGGCGGGCUUUGACACCUGCCAGUCUCCUGGUUUCUAGCCUGAUGGCUGUAACCACUAGACCAAAGUGGGCUCUUAGAUCCUUAUUGAUUCCUCCUUCUGGGAAUGGAUUCACAGAAUAGGAAAAUUGUGGCUGGACGAUGAGGUUCCCCCCAAACAGAGGGUCUGGUAGCAUUUUUUCCAGCUAACAAAAUUUUAAUAAAAGGUGUACAUGUUUAUAAGCUGCAGCUCACUUCAUCAAAUGCAUAGAGUUAUUGAACCGAGUUGUCAGUCCUAUGUAGAAGAGCCUGAUCAGGAGCAAGCAAAAAGACAAAAACUUGAUAUUUUUGGUAUACUAACUCAAGGAAUUGUCAGCCUGAUUAAGCUACCAUCCCACUUAACAGCUAAAUAUCUUAAAGUUGGAGAUCAAUAUGCUGAAACUACAAAAGAGUUUCUUUCAAAUGCUUCUGAUGCCUUGGCUGACAAGCAGAUGCAACCUAACUGUGAGAUGCAGAUGUGUAACUUUGAUAAAAAAGCAAGUUACGGUACCUGUAUUCAUCCAGAUGUAGCAACUGACUCUCAUAUUCCUGUGACUUAUAUGAGAGAUGACUUUAGUUUCAAAAACAGUAAUAAGAAAAGUCAUAAUGUGCUUCAAGAGGAUUUGCGGCCAUGGAGACAUAUUACUCGCAGACAUUCAUUAGAAGCUUCUGCUUUAGAGACUGGAAGGUAUCUAAGGAAACCUCAUUAUACUGUGGAAGAGGCAAUUCAAAGACUGGAACAAGAGAAAUACAAAGAACUACUCAAGCAAGAAAAAGAAAAGAGUCUUAAAAUUCACUCUUCUGGUGCAGUAGCAAAAUACCAUGAUGUCCAAGAUUAUGCCACUGGAUCCUUAAAGUUUGAUCUCAUCCCUUCAUCUGAAAUGCCAAGAAAUGGAAUCAAAAACUUUGGUCACUUGGGCUCUAAAAAUGAUAUGAGCAGAUCAAUAACAAUAGCAAAAAGGACAACAGAACAUGAAAAGGUAUUCGAACAGAAAAAAGAGAGGUCCAUGCAGCCUUUGAUGGGAAAUGAUCUAUCAGAAGAAGUAUCACUUAGAUUAAGCCUGGUCCAGAAAGAAUCGUCACGCAGAAGACGUUCUCUGGUUGAAAUAAGAGAAAAGUAUCUGAGUUUGGAAAAGGCUACAGAGUGCUUCCCUGAGUUUACAAAGGAUAUGGAAAAAGAGAUAGCAAAUGCUCUGAGCUAUGGUCAAGAUGAUGAAAUUUUGACUAGCGCCUUCAAGCUGAAUAUUACGCGAAGAGACAUUCAAACACUAAGAAACCAGCAGUGGCUCAAUGAUGUGGUCAUUAAUUUCUAUAUGAAUCUUCUGGUUGAGAGAAAUAAAAUGCAAAGAUUUCCAGUACUUUAUGCUUUCAGUACUUUCUUCUAUUCCAAGCUAAAUUCUAUGGGUUAUAAUGCAGUAAAAAGAUGGACCAAAGAAGUUGAUUUAUUCCAGCAUGACAUAAUCUUGGUGCCUAUUCAUAUCAGACUACAUUGGGCAUUAGUGGUUAUAGAUUUGAGGAGAAAAACUAUCAAAUAUUUUGAUUCAAUGGGACAAAAUGGCAUCAGGAUCUGCAUGAGAUUGUUACAAUAUCUGCAAGAGGAAAGUAAAGCAAAGAAAAACCUGGAUAUUAAUGUUUCAUCUUGGACACUUUACAGUAUGAAGCCUCAUGUAUGUGCAACUUCUUUUUCCCCCCAUUUCUACUGUGCAUCUAAACUUCUAAAAUGGUCAUUUCAGCAAGAUUCAAGUAUUAAUUUAGGAAUAAAUAUUUUAGUCUUCACACACACCCAAUUUCCCUUCUAUACUGAUUUCAGUACUUCAGUUGUGGCUUCUUCAAACCACAGCUUCCUUAUUGCACAUAAAAUGGGUCUGUGGUUUAAAAAGCAACACAUAAUUAAAGCACUUCAGAGGUAUGGGAGGAUGUGUUGGGUAAGAGAAGGUGCUCAGGUCUGAUUUACUCAAUCAUAGAUACUUAACUAGAAUUAUUAUAUCUAGACCUGAUUUAAGUGCAAAUAUAGAUGCCGUGAAGUCCUAUUUAAACGGAUAUUUGUGUAGUUCCUGAAUCUCCAGCAUAAACCUAUGCUUUAUUAAAAAUAAAAUGUCUUUUAUUAGGUGAAAGUUUCUAAAACAUCAAGUGAUAUUCCAGUCAUUGGUGAUGCGGGGGGAGGGGAGAGUUGCCUCCUUUGGCUCAUACUAUGUUGGGUGUUGCAGGGUUUGAUGCUCUGUCCAUCAACAUCUAUAGGAAGUUGCUGGGUGAGCUUAUCUGUCACCAUGGGGUGAGGUGUCAUUAGUACCCUGAGGAUUCCCAAUUAUUCAUCUCAGCCUCUGGCAAAUUAAGUGUUGCUGUGCACAUUUUAUCUCGUUGCCUAGAGGCUAUGAGAGUCUGGAUGGGGAAAACAGACUUCAGCUGAACUCUGGAAAGACUGAGUGGCUUGGGAUUUGGGGACUUGCCAGUUCCAGGUUUAUUCUAUUUUUGCUGCUGGAUGGGAUUGCAUUGUCCCAAAGAGAUCCCAUGUAUAAUCUCAUAGUCUUCCUGGAUUCGGGAAUCAUGCUUGAAGAGCAGGUGUCAGUCAUGGGAACAAAAAGUGUAGGAGAAGGACUGGCAGAGCCAGGGGGAGGAAUUAAAAGAGGGAUCAGCUUAGAGUUGUUACAUAACCACAAGUGAACUAACCCCGCUCAAAUACCAUUGCUCCUUAUCGAACUCUAACCAGGUGCUGAUUGUUGAGAAGAUUCCUUAGAUAGGCUUUUAGCAAAAAAAUCAGUUAAUCUGAACUUUCAGGUUUUUCGGACCUGACAGAAAGCCUUUGCAUAACUUUUUAUUGUGUGCUACUUACACCAGUUCCAAGAUCGGAGGCUCUGCUCAUGAUCACUCAUGCGCUAGUCCACCUCUCAAUUGGAUUACUGUAAUGCCCUCUUCAUGGGGCUACCUUUGAGAGUAUCCGGAAACUUCAGCUGGUGCAAAAUGCAGCAGUGCGGGGCGGUUAUGUGUAUCUCUAGAGCAAUACAAGUUACACCUCUGCUUCAUGGGCUGCAUUAGUUACCAAUUUGUUUCUGGGUCCAA